This is a messenger RNA of Octodon degus (degu), 437 nucleotides long. RefSeq names its product geranylgeranyl transferase type-2 subunit beta-like. Gene Ontology annotation, biological process: protein geranylgeranylation. Gene Ontology annotation, molecular function: Rab geranylgeranyltransferase activity. NCBI's taxonomy places the organism in Eukaryota, Metazoa, Chordata, Mammalia, Rodentia, Octodontidae. The annotation marks the transcript as partial. The transcript has 5 exons. The record is from RefSeq and is a predicted model, not a curated record. Gene Ontology annotation, cellular component: Rab-protein geranylgeranyltransferase complex.
UUUAUUAAGUCAUGUCAACAUGAAUGUGGUGGAAUAAGCGCUAGCAUCGGGCACGAUCCUCAUCUUUUGUACACUCUUAGUGCUGUCCAGAUUCUUACUCUGUAUGAUAGUAUUAAUGUUAUUGACGUAAAUAAAGUUGUGGAGUACGUUCAGAGUCUACAGAAAGAAGAUGGAUCCUUUGCUGGAGAUAUUUGGGGAGAAAUUGACACAAGAUUCUCCUUUUGUGCCGUGGCUACUUUGGCCCUUUUGGGGAAGCUCGAUGCUAUUAAUGUGGAAAAGGCAAUUGAAUUUGUCUUAUCCUGUAUGAACUUUGAUGGCGGAUUUGGUUGCAGACCAGGUUCUGAAUCUCAUGCUGGGCAGGAUUCCUGGCUAUUACUAGUCAGUUACAUCAAGUAAAUUCUGAUUUACUUGGUUGGUGGCUUUGUGAGCGACAGUUA